Oppia nitens is the source of this 546-nucleotide messenger RNA. RefSeq lists its product as uncharacterized. NCBI's taxonomy places the organism in Eukaryota, Metazoa, Arthropoda, Arachnida, Sarcoptiformes, Oppiidae. The transcript has 4 exons. Bases 1 to 546 code for a protein of 181 amino acids. The record is from RefSeq and is a predicted model, not a curated record.
AUGUCUAUUUCCCUAAUGGGACAGUUAGGUGGAAAUAAUGGUAUAAAAGAGGUUCGUAUACUAUACUCGGAUCAACAAACGGCUGAUCAAAAGCAAACGUUUCCAUUGAUUAGGGGUCGGCCUAUGUUUGCUGAAGUCGAGUUCAUACCCUCUUAUAUACCACAAUUAACGUAUUAUAUGGCCGUAUCGGUAAUUAUGCCAAAACAAAUACGCAGUACCGGUGCUGAUGGUCCCUGGGUGCUGGGCUAUCAUCAGGAGCCGUUUACUGUACCCCUGUGCAGGCUAUGUACUAAUCGUAAUCAAUCGUAUACUAUGCCGGUUACCAUAUUUUUGCCCGAUGAUGGCUGGUGUGCUCAGGGACCGGUGCCUACGGGUUGGAAAGUAGAGGCCAUACCACAAAACCCGAAGGACAGCGACAAUACGGAUAUGAUAAUUGGGAUGAGUAUCGAUGAGAGAGCACACAUAGUAAUAGCCAAUGCCAACACAAGCACCCGGUGCCGCAACAUUAAUGAAUACAUUAAUUAUACCAUUCCUGUAGUGUUUUGA